AUGAGCGAAUGCGACGAUAUAUUUGAUAUCGAGCUUCGUGAAGACGCAUUGUGCGAAAGAGGACCGAGUCCCAACUUCCGAAACCUCAAGUCUUUAGUGAUUCGAUAUACUCGAAGCCACUCUACGCAUUUUACAGGAAGUGGUGCUAGAGGUGUUAGGAUCUUUGUACGGAAUAUGCAUCGAAGACUUUUGAGGGAUAUAAGGAGAGUGCAUCGAUGGUUUAAAACCCGACUUCAGAAAGGUUUGGUUACUAGGAUUCCUAGGGUUUCUAUUGUGCCUAUGUCGAAGGACACUGGCUUGAUUGAGUCGACUGUUGAUUAUGGAAGGAUGAUUCUCGGCGCAAGUCAGCAAUAG
Molecule: messenger RNA, 354 nt
Organism: Sclerotinia sclerotiorum 1980 UF-70
Lineage: Eukaryota; Fungi; Ascomycota; Leotiomycetes; Helotiales; Sclerotiniaceae
Exons: 1
Coding region: 1-354 (117 amino acids)
Source: RefSeq, a predicted model, not a curated record